Calypte anna (Anna's hummingbird) is the source of this 9723-nucleotide messenger RNA. It is a transcript of the gene ITPR1, whose product is annotated as inositol 1,4,5-trisphosphate receptor type 1. Gene Ontology annotation, biological process: calcium ion transmembrane transport. The transcript is spliced from 61 exons. The record is from RefSeq and is a predicted model, not a curated record. The coding region runs from base 131 to 8380 and encodes 2749 amino acids. Gene Ontology annotation, molecular function: inositol 1,4,5 trisphosphate binding; inositol 1,4,5-trisphosphate-gated calcium channel activity. Gene Ontology annotation, cellular component: endoplasmic reticulum; membrane. NCBI's taxonomy places the organism in Eukaryota, Metazoa, Chordata, Aves, Apodiformes, Trochilidae.
GCGGGGGGAGCUCGGCGCAGCCUCCAUCCUAACGGGACCGGGCAGCGCAGCACCGCACCGCCGGCAUGGGGCUGCCGAACCGCCGCUAGCCCGCCCCGCCGCCACCGGAGACAGGGGCAGCAAGCCGGAGAUGACCGACAAGAUGUCGAGCUUCCUUCAUAUUGGAGAUAUUUGUUCUCUCUAUGCAGAGGGCUCAACAAAUGGAUUUAUUAGCACUUUGGGCCUAGUGGAUGAUCGGUGUGUUGUGCAGCCAGAAGCAGGUGAUCUUAACAACCCACCCAAAAAGUUCAGAGAUUGCCUGUUCAAGCUCUGCCCCAUGAACCGGUACUCUGCCCAGAAGCAGUUCUGGAAAGCAGCAAAGCCAGGAGCCAACAGCACAACAGAUGCAGUGCUGCUCAAUAAACUGCAUCAUGCAGCAGAUUUGGAAAAGAAACAGAAUGAAACUGAAAACAGAAAGCUGCUGGGAACAGUCAUCCAGUAUGGCAAUGUCAUCCAGCUGCUUCACUUAAAAAGUAACAAAUACUUAACAGUAAAUAAGAGGCUUCCAGCUCUACUGGAGAAGAAUGCUAUGAGGGUGACCUUGGAUGAAGCUGGAAAUGAAGGUUCCUGGUUCUACAUUCAGCCCUUCUACAAACUUCGUUCCAUAGGAGACAGCGUUGUCAUUGGAGACAAAGUGGUCCUGAACCCUGUCAACGCUGGGCAGCCUCUCCAUGCCAGCAGCCACCAGCUUGUAGAUAAUCCAGGGUGCAAUGAGGUCAACUCUGUGAAUUGCAAUACAAGCUGGAAAAUUGUCCUCUUCAUGAAAUGGAGUGAUAACAAGGAUGAUAUUCUCAAAGGGGGGGAUGUGGUGAGGCUGUUCCAUGCAGAACAGGAGAAGUUUCUGACCUGUGAUGAGCACAGGAAGAAGCAGCACGUCUUCCUGAGAACAACGGGAAGACAGUCAGCCACGUCUGCCACCAGCUCAAAAGCCCUGUGGGAAGUAGAGGUGGUGCAGCAUGAUCCUUGUCGUGGUGGGGCAGGGUACUGGAACAGCCUUUUCAGGUUCAAACACCUUGCCACUGGACACUACCUGGCAGCAGAGGUAAACCCUGACUAUGAGGAAGAUGACCUGGAGUGUCAAUCCUCACUGGACCCUGAGCAGGAUGCCUCCAGAAGGGGCCUGCACAGUGCUCAGGAGAAGAUGGCAUAUUCUCUGGUGUCUGUGCCUGAAGGAAAUGAUAUCUCCUCCAUCUUUGAGUUGGACCCCACCACUUUGAGAGGAGGAGACAGCCUUGUCCCCAGGAACUCUUAUGUCAGACUCAGACACCUUUGCACUAACACCUGGGUUCAUAGUACAAAUAUCCCAAUUGACAAAGAAGAGGAGAAGCCUGUGAUGCUCAAAAUUGGUACUUCUCCAAUUAAAGAGGACAAAGAAGCUUUUGCUAUAGUACCAGUUUCCCCUGCAGAGGUUCGGGACUUGGAUUUUGCAAAUGAUGCAAGUAAGGUUUUAGGUUCCAUUGCUGGCAAGCUGGAAAAGGGAACAAUAACCCAGAAUGAAAGGAGAUCUGUUACCAAAUUGUUGGAGGAUUUGGUCUACUUUGUUACUGGUGGAACUAAUUCUGGACAAGACGUUCUUGAAGUGGUAUUUUCUAAACCUAAUAGAGAGAGGCAAAAACUGAUGAGAGAACAGAAUAUUCUAAAGCAGAUUUUCAAGCUGCUGCAGGCACCCUUUACAGACAGUGGGGAUGGCCCCAUGCUGCGGCUGGAGGAGCUGGGAGACCAGCGUCACGCUCCCUUCAGACACAUCUGCAGGCUCUGCUACAGGGUGCUGAGGCACUCCCAGCAGGACUACAGGAAAAAUCAGGAAUACAUUGCAAAGCAGUUUGGGUUCAUGCAGAAGCAGAUUGGAUAUGAUGUCUUGGCUGAGGACACCAUUACAGCGCUGCUUCACAACAACCGCAAGCUCCUGGAGAAGCACAUCACAGCUGCAGAGAUUGACACUUUUGUUAGUCUUGUGAGGAAAAAUAGGGAGCCCAGGUUUUUGGAUUACCUCUCAGAUCUCUGCGUUUCCAUGAACAAAUCUAUCCCAGUGACACAGGAGCUGAUUUGUAAAGCGGUGCUGAACCCAGCCAAUGCAGACAUUCUCAUUGAAACUAAGCUGGUCCUCUCUCGGUUCGAGUUUGAGGAAGUGUCAAGUGGAGAAAAUGCCUUGGAAGUUGGAGAAGAUGAGGAAGAAGUGUGGCUGUUCUGGAGAGACAGUAACAAGGAGAUCCGCAGUAAGAGUAUCCGAGAGCUGGCUCAGGAUGCCAAGGAAGGGCAGAAGGAGGAUCGGGAUGUGCUCAGCUACUACAGAUACCAGCUAAACCUCUUUGCUAGAAUGUGCCUUGAUCGACAGUACUUGGCCAUCAAUGAAAUAUCUGGGCAGCUGGAUGUGGACCUCAUCCUGCGGUGCAUGUCUGAUGAGAACUUGCCCUAUGACCUGAGGGCAUCUUUCUGCAGGCUGAUGCUUCACAUGCACGUUGAUCGUGACCCCCAGGAACAAGUCACCCCAGUGAAGUAUGCUCGUCUCUGGUCUGAAAUACCUUCUGAGAUUGCUAUUGAUGACUAUGAUAGCAGUGGAACUUCCAAAGAUGAAAUUAAGGAGAGAUUUGCACAAACAAUGGAAUUUGUAGAGGAAUAUUUAAGAGAUGUGGUGUGUCAGAGGUUCCCUUUCUCUGAUAAGGAGAAAAAUAAGCUCACUUUUGAGGUUGUCAACUUAGCCAGAAAUCUGAUAUAUUUUGGUUUCUACAACUUCUGUGACCUCCUCAGACUAACCAAAAUCCUCCUUGCUAUAUUAGACUGUGUGCACAUCACUACCAUCUUCCCUAUUACCAAGAUGGCAAAAGGCGAGGAAAGUAAAGGGAGCAAUGUGAUGAGAUCAAUCCAUGGAGUUGGGGAGCUGAUGACCCAGGUGGUGCUCAGAGGUGGUGGGUUCCUGCCCAUGACUCCACUUGCUGCUGCUCCUGAGGGCAAUGUCAAGCAGAGUGAACCAGAGAAAGAGGACAUCCUGGUCAUGGACACAAAGCUGAAGAUCAUCGAGAUACUCCAGUUUAUUUUGAAUGUGAGACUGGACUACAGAAUCUCCUGCCUGCUUUGUAUAUUUAAACAUGAAUUUGAUGAGAGCAAUGCCCAGAUGUCUGAAUCACCCACUGGAAGCAGUAGCCAAGAAAUGUCAGCAAAUGUACCAGGAGCCCUUGACUUUGAACAUAUUGAAGAACAAGCUGAGGGGAUCUUUGGUGGAAGUGAGGAGAAUACCCCUCUGGAUUUGGAUGAUCAUGGUGGCAGGACAUUCCUCAGGGUUUUGUUGCAUUUAACGAUGCAUGAUUAUCCUCCUCUGGUGUCUGGGGCACUGCAGCUGCUGUUCAGGCACUUCAGCCAGAGACAAGAAGUCCUUCAGGCUUUCAAGCAGGUUCAACUGCUUGUCACCAGCCAAGAUGUUGACAACUACAAGCAGAUAAAGCAAGAUUUGGACCAGCUGAGGUCAAUUGUGGAAAAAUCAGAACUUUGGGUGUACAAAGGCCAAGGUCCUGAUGAGACUCUGGAUGGAGUGCAAGGUGAAAAUGAACACAAGAAAAAAGAGGAAGGUCACAGCAAGUCCCAAAAGCCUGAAAGUACUAGCAGCUACAACUACCGUGUAGUAAAAGAGAUCCUGCUGCGGCUCAGCAAGCUGUGUGUGCAGGAGGGGAUUUCGGUCCGGAAGAGCCGUAAGCAGCAGCAGCGCCUUCUGCGGAACAUGGGAGCUCACGCGGUUGUGCUGGAGCUGCUGCAGAUCCCUUAUGAAAAGGCUGAAGACACCAGGAUGCAGGAGAUAAUGAAGCUUGCACACGAGUUUUUACAGAACUUUUGUGCUGGGAACCAACAGAACCAGGCAUUGCUGCACAAGCACAUAAACCUGUUCCUUAACCCAGGGAUUCUGGAAGCAGUAACAAUGCAGCACAUUUUCAUGAACAACUUCCAGCUUUGCAGUGAGAUUAAUGAGCGGGUUGUUCAACACUUUGUCCACUGUAUUGAAACACAUGGCAGGAAUGUUCAGUACAUCAAGUUCCUGCAGACGAUCGUCAAGGCGGAAGGAAAAUUCAUCAAGAAGUGCCAGGAUAUGGUAAUGGCUGAGCUGGUGAACUCAGGAGAAGAUGUCCUGGUGUUUUACAACGACAGAGCCUCCUUCCAGACUUUGGUGCAAAUGAUGAGAUCAGAGAGGGAUCGGAUGGAUGAAAACAGCCCCCUGAUGUACCACAUCCACUUAGUAGAACUGCUUGCUGUCUGCACAGAGGGCAAAAACGUCUACACAGAAAUAAAAUGCAACUCCCUCCUUCCCCUGGAUGACAUUGUUAGGGUAGUAACCCAUGAGGAUUGCAUACCUGAGGUCAAAAUUGCAUACAUCAACUUCUUGAAUCAUUGCUAUGUGGACACAGAAGUAGAAAUGAAAGAGAUUUACACAAGUAAUCAUAUGUGGAAGCUGUUUGAGAACUUCUUGGUUGACAUCUGUCGGGCUUGUAACAACACCAGUGACAGGAAGCAUGCUGACUCCAUCCUGGAGAAGUAUGUUACAGAAAUAGUGAUGAGCAUUGUCACCACUUUCUUCAGCUCCCCCUUCUCUGAUCAGAGCACUACUUUGCAGACUCGUCAGCCCGUGUUUGUGCAGCUGCUGCAGGGGGUGUUCAGGGUGUACCACUGCAACUGGCUGAUGCCCAGCCAAAAGGCAUCUGUGGAAAGCUGCAUUCGGGUCCUCUCAGAUGUAGCAAAGAGCCGUGCGAUUGCAAUUCCUGUCGACUUGGACAGUCAGGUCAACAAUCUCUUCCUGAAAUCUCACAACAUUGUCCAGAAGACUGCAAUGAACUGGAGAAUGACAGCAAGGAAUGCUGCCCGCAGGGACUCGGUGCUCGCUGCCUCCAGGGACUACAGGAACAUCAUUGAGAGACUGCAGGACAUCGUGUCAGCCCUCGAGGAUCGCCUCCGCCCUCUGGUCCAGGCAGAGCUGUCUGUGCUGGUGGAUGUGCUGCACAGGCCUGAGCUGCUCUUCCCAGAGAACACAGAUGCCAGGAGGAAAUGUGAAAGUGGAGGUUUCAUUUGCAAGUUAAUAAAGCAUACUAAGCAGCUGCUAGAGGAGAACGAGGAGAAACUAUGUAUUAAAGUAUUGCAGACCCUCAGGGAAAUGAUGACCAAAGACAGAGGCUAUGGAGAAAAGAUUACCAUUGAAUUGGAUAAUGCUGAGCUGCCGCAGCCUCCAGAACCGGAAAGCUCUGUAGAGGAGCUUGAUCAAACUCUACCACAGAGGCAACUGGAGGAUCAUAGAAGGGGGGAGGCACUCAGGCAAGUCUUGGUCAACCGUUACUAUGGCAACGUGAGAGCUGCGGGACGGCGGGAGAGCCUCACCACCUUUGGGAAUGGCCCCUUGUCUGCUGGAGGAGCCAGCAAAGCUGGGCCAGGAGGAGGAAGCUCUGGGUCGAGUUCAAUGAGCCGAGGUGAGAUGAGUUUGGCAGAUGUCCAGUGUCACCUGGAUAAAGAAGGUGCAUCCAACCUGGUCAUAGAUCUCAUCAUGAAUGCCACCAGUGACCGAGUCUUCCACGAGAGCAUCCUGCUUGCCAUUGCCCUCCUGGAAGGUGGGAACACCACGAUACAGCAUUCGUUCUUCUGCCGCCUGACAGAAGAUAAGAAAUCUGAAAAGUUCUUCAAGGUUUUUUAUGAUCGCAUGAAAGUGGCACAGCAAGAAAUCAAGGCGACUGUCACAGUCAACACCAGUGACUUAGGAAAUAAAAAGAAAGAUGAAGACUCAGACAGAGAUGUACCCAACAGAAAGAGAGUGAGAGAGCCCAUGACCCAAAUUACCGAGGAGGUCCGGGAUCAGCUGCUGGAGGCUUCUGCAGCUACAAGGAAGGCCUACAACACCUACCGUAGGGAGGCUGAUCCCGAGGAGCAUUAUUCAGCAGGAGAAGGAGCACAGUCAGCAGCAGACAAGAGCAAAGAUGAGCUGGAGAUGAGUGCUGUCAUCUCCAUCAUGCAGCCCAUCCUCCGCUUCUUGCAGCUGCUCUGCGAAAACCACAAUCGGGAUUUGCAGAAUUUCCUUCGGUGCCAGAACAACAAGACAAACUACAACUUGGUGUGUGAGACCCUGCAGUUUCUGGACUGCAUCUGUGGAAGCACAACUGGUGGACUUGGACUCCUUGGUCUGUACAUAAAUGAGAAAAACGUAGCACUGAUCAACCAGACACUGGAAAGUUUGACUGAGUACUGUCAGGGGCCUUGCCAUGAGAACCAGAACUGCAUUGCUACUCACGAGUCCAAUGGCAUUGACAUCAUCACUGCAUUAAUUCUCAAUGACAUCAACCCUUUGGGCAAAAAGAGAAUGGACCUCGUGCUGGAACUGAAGAACAACGCUUCCAAACUGCUCCUGGCAAUCAUGGAGAGCCGGCACGACAGCGAGAAUGCUGAGAGGAUCCUCUACAACAUGAGGCCCAAAGAGCUGGUGGAGGUGAUAAAGAAGGCUUAUCUGCAGGGAGAAGUAGAGUUUGAGGAUGGAGAGAACGGGGAAGAUCCUGCGGCAUCUCCGAGGAACGUGGGACACAACAUUUACAUAUUAGCUCAUCAGUUGGCUCGUCACAACAAAGAGCUGCAGAACAUGCUGAAGCCGGGAGGUCAGAUAGAGGGAGAUGAGGCUCUGGAGUUUUACGCCAAGCACACGGCACAGAUUGAGAUUGUCAGGUCGGACCGCACCAUGGAGCAAAUCGUCUUCCCCGUGCCCAGUAUCUGUGAAUUCCUCACCAAGGAGUCCAAGCUGAGGAUAUAUUACACCACGGAGAGGGAUGAGCAAGGCAGCAAGAUCAAUGACUUCUUCCUGAAGUCAGAAGACCUCUUUAAUGAGAUGAACUGGCAGAAGAAAUUGCGAGCUCAACCUUUCCUAUACUGGUGUGCUCGCAACAUGUCCUUCUGGAGCAGUAUUUCCUUUAACCUGGCUGUCCUCAUGAACCUGCUGGUGGCUUUUUUCUAUCCAUUCAAAGGAAUUCGAGGAGGCACCCUGGAGCCCCACUUGUCUGGCUUGCUGUGGACAGCCAUGCUGAUCUCCUUGGCCAUUGUUAUUGCCCUUCCCAAGCCCCAUGGCAUCCGAGCCUUAAUCGCCUCCACGAUAUUACGCCUGAUAUUUUCAGUUGGUUUACAGCCUACUUUAUUUCUUCUGGGUGCAUUCAAUGUUUGUAAUAAAAUCAUUUUUCUGAUGAGUUUUGUGGGUAACUGUGGAACCUUCACGAGAGGAUACAAAGCGAUGAUCAUGGAUGUAGAGUUCCUUUAUCACCUGCUGUACCUUCUGAUUUGUGCUCUGGGACUCUUUGUACAUGAAUUCUUUUACAGCCUGUUGCUCUUUGACUUGGUGUACAGAGAGGAGACCCUGCUGAACGUCAUCAAGAGCGUCACUCGGAACGGGAGGUCCAUCAUCCUGACUGCUGUGCUGGCUCUCAUCCUGGUCUACCUGUUCUCCAUCGUGGGCUACCUCUUCUUCAAAGAUGACUUUAUCCUGGAAGUGGACAAGCUCCCUAAUGAGACGUUGUUGCCAGAUCGCACAGAACCAGGUGAGACCAUGACUGGAGAGUUCCUUUAUUCAGAUGUAUGCAAAGCAGGCAGCAGUGAAAACUGCUCUUCAAUCAUUCCCUCAGACCAAGUGAUUGCUGAAGAAAUGGAGGAAGAGAAUAAGGAGCAUACGUGCGAGACGCUGCUGAUGUGCAUUGUUACUGUACUGAGUCACGGGCUGAGGAGUGGGGGUGGAGUAGGUGAUGUGCUCAGGAAACCAUCCAAAGAGGAGCCUCUCUUCGCUGCUCGUGUGAUAUAUGAUCUGCUCUUCUUCUUCAUGGUCAUCAUCAUUGUCCUUAACCUGAUUUUUGGUGUGAUCAUUGACACUUUUGCUGAUUUAAGGAGCGAAAAGCAGAAGAAAGAAGAAAUUUUAAAAACAACUUGCUUUAUUUGUGGUCUGGAAAGAGAUAAGUUUGACAACAAGACAGUCACCUUUGAAGAGCACAUUAAAGAAGAGCACAAUAUGUGGCAUUAUUUGUGCUUUAUUGUGUUAGUGAAAGUGAAAGAUUCCACUGAGUAUACAGGACCAGAGAGUUACGUGGCAGAAAUGAUCAAGGAGAGAAACCUGGACUGGUUCCCCCGGAUGAGGGCCAUGUCUCUGGUGAGCAGCGACUCUGAAGGGGAGCAGAAUGAGCUGAGGAACCUGCAGGAGAAGCUGGAGUCCACCAUGAAGCUUGUGAGCAACCUCUCUGGCCAGCUGUCAGAGCUUAAAGACCAGAUGACGGAGCAGAGGAAGCAGAAACAGCGCAUCGGCCUCCUCGGACACCCCCCGCCCAUCAAUGUGAACCCGCAGCAACCCGCCUGAAUCCCAAGGGAUCCUCACCCCCCUCUCCUGACAGCAGGAAUGAUGCUAAAGCCAGGGUCCAGAUCCCACCUCUGAGGCUGCUGCUUCCCUGUACGUCCGGUUCAUUUUGUAAAUAACCUGUUUUUAUACUGUCUGUAUAUGACUGCUACUAUAUGAAGUUCUGGGCAUACGUAUUGUAAUUAGAACUGCUGGCACGGGAAGGAGGUUAAACUUUGUGCCAAAACUAUCAAAAAAAAAAAAUUGCCUUUUUUCUUGGAAGGACUAAAGAGAGCACCUGAAUUGCACUUGAAGAGAAUAUUUGACUACGUGACAUGUAUUUUGUAUUAAAAAAAAAUAAAAAUAAAUAGAAUAGCUAGUAUUUAUGUUUUUAUACAAUUGUGCAAUAUGAAUUAUGCAAUCACAAUACAUUUGUAACUCCUGAAUGUCCUGAAGGGAGUGCACAUCUUUGAAUCUGGUGUGUUAGUACAAUGUAAUAAAUGGUAUAAAAUUACAGGUGUAAAUGAGGCUGCUGCAAAAUUGUGUUCCUGGUGAUUUUUCAUACCCUUGGACAUUUUUGUACCAUGUGUGUAAAUAACUUGCAAUGCCGUAUCUGUUGCCUCUUCCUCCCAGAGAUAACACUGGGAAUCCAUGAGCUGUUCAAUUGGUAUCAGCUAAAGCAAAAUAUUACUUUGAAGCUUCCAAAUGGGGAAAGCAGGAGGUAUUUUUCAAGUGAAUUCCUCAAAGUGCUGAGGCUAGAAGAGCUCAGAUACCAGGUUUUUUAAAUGCUAAGAUUUCUUAAAGGGAACUUUUUAUGCAAAAUGAAGUUUGGGAUGAGGAUGCACUACUGGUGAGUCGGUGCAGUCUCCUAUGGGCAUUUUGUGCACUUAAAAUGUAUCCUGAGGCUGUCCAGGCUUUGCAUUCUCAGUGUGUAGAUCCUUUCCUUUUGAUUUUUUUCUUAGAGACCUCUGUGCCUGCUGAAGCUUUAGCAAACAGGCGUUGCACCGACUGAAAGAAGACUUUUACCCCAUUAGGACUGUAGCUGAGCACUGACAUAUGUAAUGCUUGUGAGAGAGCUGAGGUUGGGCUGUCCCAACCCUUCCACUCCCUCUCCCCCUCCAUUCGGUCACUUCCUUUGGUUUCUGAUUCUAGAGUAUGAAAGGAAACUUUUUUUUUUCCCUCCCUUCUCCAAUCUGUUCCAUAGUUUUAUACAUGGACCUCAUUUUACAAAAGCUACCUUCUCUGCAAUACUGUCUACAAAAAAAAAAAAAAAAAAAAUUAAAAAAAAAAAAAGGCUACAACCAGAGCUAUGAAAAUUUGUAAAUGCAUAAAUAUAGGUAUUUAAAUAAAUGAUGCAAAAUACUCUA